AUGAUCAUCGACGCGAUCGAGCUGAUCCUCUCGCUGCUGCGAAUGAUCACGUCGUUUGCCGUGCUCGUCGGCAACAUCCGGAAAACCUUCCUCCCCGCCCAAAUCAAAUACCUACAGCCCGGCCAGCAUCACUACGAUUAUUACCUGCUCAACGCCAUCUUCAGGGUGACCACCUUCAUGGACGUGACCAUGUUCUCGCUCAACUUUUAUCGUGGAUCUACUAAGCCCGCAGUGGCAUCUGUUCUGUCGGCUCGGCUUCUGCCGCUUCUGGUUCUGGUGCGGAGUCCUCGUGACGAUUGCCGUCACGACGAUGGUGUGGCCGAUCUGCUCAUAUUCAGUCUGUCCUAUGACCAGCUGUCGAACGUGCAAAUCGGAGUUGCAUUCCUG
This is a messenger RNA of Mesorhabditis spiculigera, 387 nucleotides long. The record is from the annotation of a GenBank genome assembly. NCBI's taxonomy places the organism in Eukaryota, Metazoa, Nematoda, Chromadorea, Rhabditida, Rhabditidae.